AUGGCUCCUCUCAAGAUCAAACUUCACGGUCGUCACAGACUCGAACGUGUUCCAGAGAUUGGGGUGGUCAAUAUCACCGCCAAGUCAACUUCUCUCUCAAAGGUGAUUACCGUCAACGAAAUCCAGAGGAUAUCCGAGAAGCUUCAUGGAAUGAUCGCUCCGCUCGCCAUUCGAACUGAGGAUGGGGGCCCAGCUCCCGAUGCCGCGAUCAUCGAUUGGGCCCUAGCCAGCACUCAAAGCACUGAGGCCCGCACCCAGUCCUUAUUCGAUAUUAUCAUGGCGGCCUAUAUUCAGACCAGUCCCCCAACCAGCGCCCAAGCCCUUGCUCAGGAUAACACCCAUGCCUUAAUCCAGGCCAUCGGGCAAGCCAGCAUCCGGGGCAGCCCACAGGCACAGGCCAGUACUCAAUCCAGUCGGCUGACCCCCUGGGGUCCCAUUUGUCGCACCCAUUCAGCUGCUAUUGAACUGCAUGUCACCUUUGGCAACUUCACCAAACUACGUGAAUUCGCGAACCAGAUCACAGAGAUCCCUGGGGUUAGCAUUGAUGAAAUUUGCUGGGAUCUCUCUAAAGCCUCCCAUGAAUUGGCUGAUGCCGAAGUUCGAGAGAUGGCGCUCCUUAACGCGCUCCACUUAGCAAACGACUACGCCAAAUCCCUGGGACGUGAUGUGCUUCCUGUCGAAGUCAGACCUCGUCGUGUUCAUGUUGAGAUUCCAAGGGAGAGAAUGCAGACGCAGGUGAGAAACCCGUCGAUCGCUCUCCGGUCUGUUCAGAUAGUCCCCCGAAACCUUGUGUUUACCAACUCGGUCAAGGUUAUCUUUGGGCCUGUUUGA
Penicillium brevicompactum is the source of this 831-nucleotide messenger RNA. Its product is annotated as SIMPL domain-containing protein. Bases 1 to 831 code for a protein of 276 amino acids. The transcript has 2 exons. NCBI's taxonomy places the organism in Eukaryota, Fungi, Ascomycota, Eurotiomycetes, Eurotiales, Aspergillaceae. The record is from RefSeq and is a predicted model, not a curated record.